Molecule: messenger RNA, 579 nt
Organism: Aegilops tauschii subsp. strangulata
Lineage: Eukaryota; Viridiplantae; Streptophyta; Magnoliopsida; Poales; Poaceae
Source: RefSeq, a predicted model, not a curated record
AUGCUGGCCCCGGCGCCGUAUCAAAUGCCAGCGAAGGAGGACAAGAAGAAGAGCAAAAGGGCUGAAGGUGGCCUCCGCUCUAAACGUAUACUGGACGCUACGUCCGGGGAGACUGAAGCUCCCUCUUCUGAAGAUGAAGACGAAGGGGAAGGAGAAGGUGAUAUCUCUUCUCCCCACAGGAAGAAAAGGACUGUCUCCGAAGAGUUGGAGGUGGAGGCACCCAAGAGAGGGAAGAUAUCCCUGUCAGAUGGUUCAAGUUCGGAAGCCGAUGUUGACAAAGAGCUCCUCUCUAGGGACAAGCCCUUUGCCGAAUCUCCGGCCUGCUAUCUACCUCAACAGUCCUCCUCAUCGGGGGACUUGCCUCCGGAGAUGAUGGAAAGCGAGACGCCUCCACAAGCUUCCUCGCCCCUAAGGCCGGACGACUUCGAGGUGUCAUCCCGGAGGAUCUCCCCUGACCAUCCAGCGGCGCGGGGGACAAUGAAGACAGCGCCCGAAGGUGAUACUUUGACCGCCAAGGGUCCAGGGGAGGCAGCCCCCACGGGGACCAACAAUGAGGGCCUUGAACUAUCCAGUUUAUAG